UUUUUACACAUGCCCGUCCAACGUAAUUAACUGCCAAUUAGUACUUAAGUUCUACCAAUUAAUGUGGAAAUAAUAUAUUAACAAUUAUUAGUCGUGCGUAUUAACACGAAUCUCUUGAGCCAUGCGUGUUUUUAUGUUACACUUGAACAUGGAAAAUCGAUGAAUUAUUAUUGACUCCCGAACUCCCUUUCAAUCCGCGCCACCGUGUAUGGCAAAAUCGCACUCGAGUCGACUCGACGUCGGACAGUGACGUGAAAUGUUACUGUGAAGAGAAAUGGCUCAUACGAGCCAACAUUACUGGGCGUAACAUUCAGACAAGUAACAAGAAAUCUGUCCGGGCGACAGAUCAAGCAACAUAGAAGCCGAAGGAAUCGCAACUCCGAGGAAAAUUAGUGCUGGUACCGUAUAUGCGACGUCGGAAUCCACCUUCUGGUAAAUCCUGUCUUUGUUUCCUGGAAAAGUCGGAUGUUCGGUCGGUUCUAAAACGCACAGUUCCGCAACAGUGCUUGUGUCGAUGUCCUGGUGAACGGUUGGCGUCAAUGAUCUACGGUGCCACAACUAGCGACACAGACAGAGGUUGGAAUGCAACAGAGGGCGCUCACCUUAGCCCCGCCAGGAGUUGACACAAGCGCAUUCUAUAGCUACAAGAAGCUGAAGUUGGAGCCGCAGGAAUACUGCUUCGCUCCCGUGAGCUCGACCAGCAGCGCGUGCAGUCGGUACGCCAGCGCCACCAUUCCGUCGAACGUCAUCUCGCACCGCCGCGCCGCCAUCGCCACAUCGAGGAAUGUACGCGUGCCGGAGAUGCCCCAGACCUACAUCCGUGCGUCAACGAUAAAACUGCUCGACACCUACCAGCGAUGCGGUCUGAAGCGUAAGAGCGAAGACCUCGACAGCGCCGCCGCCACGACGGUUCACGUCGCCGACUCGAACACGGUUUCGUCGUCCGAGGAGGACGCGGCGCCGCGCACGGCCGCCGCCGCCGCCACAACGACGAAGGCAUCGUCAAACAGUGAGGGAGACUACCAGCUCGUUCAGCAUGAGGUGCUGUACUCCCUCACGACCGCGUACGAGGUGCUCGAGUUCCUCGGCCGAGGCACGUUCGGCCAGGUCGUCAAGUGCUGGAAGAAGGGCACGAACGAGAUCGUCGCCAUCAAGAUCCUCAAGAACCACCCGUCGUACGCGCGCCAGGGCCAGAUCGAGGUGUCGAUCCUGUCGCAGCUGAGCCGCGAGAAUGCGGACGAGUACAACUUUGUGCGCGCGUACGAGUGCUUCCAGCACAAGAACCACACCUGCCUUGUGUUUGAGAUGCUAGAGCAGAAUCUCUACGACUUCCUGAAGCAGAACAAGUUUGCGCCGUUGCCGCUGAAGUUCAUCCGUCCGAUCAUGCAGCAGGUGCUCACCGCGCUGCUGCAGCUGAAGAAGCUGCGGCUGAUCCACGCCGACCUCAAGCCGGAGAACAUUAUGCUCGUCGACCCGCAGAGGGCGCCCUACCGCGUCAAGGUGAUCGACUUCGGCAGCGCGAGUCACGUCUCGAAGGCGGUCUGCUCGACGUACCUGCAGUCGCGAUACUAUCGCGCGCCGGAGAUCAUCCUGGGACUGCCGUUCUGUGAGGCGAUCGACAUGUGGUCACUCGGUUGCGUCGUCGCUGAACUCUUCCUUGGCUGGCCGCUCUACCCUGGAGCCUCCGAGUACGAUCAGACGCCUGAGGAGCAUGAGAUGGAGACGAACAUCAAGUCUAAGGAGGCACGCAAGUACAUCUUCAACUGCCUGGAUGACAUGGCACAGAUCAACGUGCCGUCGGACCUGGAUGGCAGUGAGUUGCUCGCGGAGAAGGCUGAUCGUCGGGAGUUUAUCGACCUGCUGAAGCGAAUGCUGACGCUCGACCAGGAGCGUCGCAUCACGCCCGGCGAAGCCCUCAACCACCCGUUCGUCACGCUCGCGCAUCUCGUCGACUACGCGCACUGCAGCAAGUCGAACAAGGAGGCUGCGUCGCAGCUAUCGCCCGUCAAGAAACGCGUCAAGGAGAACACGCCGCCGGACGUCGUGCGCCACGUCGCGCCAAACCACCACCGGGCGGCGCCACCGCCGGCGUCGCUCGCCGCCGCCACCGCCCGCCGACCGACGAUUAUCAUAGCGGACACGCCCAGCCCGGCCAUCAGUGUCAUCACCAUCAGUUCGGACUCGGACGACGAGCUGAUCCUGGCGCCCUCUGGGUGUUCGGAUAGGAACUGUCACCAGUGCGGACACCGCAAGAAGACACGGGGGCCGGCUGCUGGCAGCGCGAAGGUGAAGCCACACCUAGCAAGCAUCAGUCCACAAGACCUCAUUACACCAGAGGGAACCCCGCGCAAGGCGAUCUACGGCAAGGGCAUCAGCUGCGUGACGCUACCGGACUCACAGGAUUCCGACUCGGAACUCGAGAGCCCCGUCGCGCGUCUGCCGAAGUCGCGCGGUCGCCGGGAGACGACGCGCCACGGGGGCCUCGACCGCACCACCAUCAAGCGUGAGAAGCUGCAGACGAAGAUGGCCGAGCGAAUCCCUAAGAAGGAAAUCGUCGAGCCGGAGUUUGUGCCGCAGAUGGUUGAGCCGGACAGCACCAGGGGGCAGUCCCUGCUCGGCUCGCAGUCAUCAACGGGAAGCUUCAAUAACUCUUCCCGCCACCGGCGGCGCCACCAGCUAUCGCCCAUGCAGCAGCUCGGGCAGCCGCUCUAUCUGAGCACGACCAGCGACAUCUACAGGGACUACAGGCAGCCUCUCUACGUAUCGUCCGGCCCCUACGUGCACUCGACGGCGGCGGCUGCGGCGGCGGCAGCAGCGGUAGCGGCGACGCAGAAGCCGGUGGUGCCCCCUGUCGCGCACCUGCCCGGCACGCAGUACGCGGCCGCGAUGCCGCCGCCCGCGCACCACCAGGGGGCGCAGCGUCACGCGAUGCAAUACGCGGCGCACCCGCUGCCGGCGCACCUGCCGACGCAUCACAUGCUGGCGCCGGCUGCGGCUUACGUGGGCUCGCCGGGCAUGUACGGAUACACGCUGUCGCCGACGAAGGCGUGCCAGUACCCGAUGUACCCGUCGUUCCAGCCCGAGUGAGACACCCGAGACACGGAGACCGCGGGAGAACGCGUCUGCUUUUGGAAGAGGCGCCCGCCGGCGUCGCGGGGUUCGGCCGUUAGGGGGCGCCAGCUGACGUCGCGUCGAUCUGCUGCUGCCAGCUGGCGGCGCUGGCCUAGCGUGCUGCGCCUUUACUAAUCAUUGGCUUUUCACUAAUCGUCGUCGUUGUCAAAGCGUAGGAAAAUUUACGACGACUGGGAACGGUUUUUCGUUUGCGUGUUUUAGUUGGUUACUACUAGUACUUACUUGCGUGCGUGCGCGCGCGUGUGUUUUUGUGUGUUUUGUGUGUGUACAUAUAUAUAAA
Priapulus caudatus is the source of this 3412-nucleotide messenger RNA. Its product is annotated as homeodomain-interacting protein kinase 2-like. Gene Ontology annotation, cellular component: nucleus; cytoplasm. Gene Ontology annotation, biological process: peptidyl-threonine phosphorylation; peptidyl-serine phosphorylation. Gene Ontology annotation, molecular function: protein tyrosine kinase activity; protein serine/threonine kinase activity; ATP binding. Lineage: Eukaryota; Metazoa; Priapulida; Priapulimorpha; Priapulimorphida; Priapulidae. The record is from RefSeq and is a predicted model, not a curated record.